This is a messenger RNA of Hippopotamus amphibius kiboko, 4134 nucleotides long. It is a transcript of the gene FAM180A, whose product is annotated as family with sequence similarity 180 member A. The coding region runs from base 220 to 741 and encodes 173 amino acids. The record is from RefSeq and is a predicted model, not a curated record. Lineage: Eukaryota; Metazoa; Chordata; Mammalia; Artiodactyla; Hippopotamidae. The transcript has 3 exons.
CGGAGAGAGUAAGAUGAACAGAGGUCCUGCUUCUGUCCUCCCCAGGAGGCAGCCCCUACCUCCGCGCUUCUGAGGCAGGAGAGGGCAUCUCUGCGCAUCUGAAAGGGGAGGGGCGGUAAGAAGGACAGCAUUGCACGGGGAGGACCAGUACGGGCGUACCUGUAGCUCCUGGGGUCCCACUGGGUUUGCGGGUGGCUCUUCACCUUUCUGGAGGAAACGAUGUGUUGGAAGACGUUGCUGCUUCUGCUGUUGUGUUAUGAUGCUCAGGCCACUCUGUCCCACAGGUGGAGCCGGGCCGUGCUCUUCCCUGCCGCCCACCGGCCAAAGAGAUCCUCGUCGGUGCCCUUGAACCCCAUCCUGCAGAACUCCCUGGAGGAAGUAGAGCUGCUCUAUGAGUUCCUGCUGGCUGAACUUGAGAUCAGCCCUGACCUGAAGAUCUCCAUCAAGGACGAGGAGCUCGCCUCCCUGCGGAAGGCCUCAGACUUCCGUACCAUCUGCAAUGAGGUGAUCCCCAAGAGCAUUCCAGACAUCCGGCGGCUGAGCGCCAGCCUCUCCAGCCACCCUGGCAUCCUCAAGAAAGAGGACUUCGAAAGGACAGCGCUGACCCUGGCCUACACAGCCUACCGCACAGCCUCGUCCCAAGGGCAUCAGAAAGAUGUCUGGGCCCAGUCGCUCCUUAGCCUCUUCCAGGCCUUGAGGCAUGACUUGAUGCGGUCCUCAGGUCCCAGAGCGUCUCCCUGAGAGACUGGCUGGCACCAGGACCACAGAGCGGGGACCAGGACACGGUAAUCCAGAAAUUCUUCAUUCUCUACUGCAUUUAUAGAGACUGGCCACAAAACACAUACCACCAACUCAGAGCAGCAGAGAUAAAAUAAGAAACCCCGAUGCUCUUUGCCCCCUGUAACUUCUUGACAAGCAUAAGAUUGUGAUUCAUAUCAUAAUGGGACCUGGGCUGGAAAAAAGGGCUGGAAUGGUAAUUCAAGAUGCCUCCAGAGGCUCUGAAUGGUUUGCCUGGUGAAUUGCAGGAGUCUAAGAUAUGCUUUAACAUUGAGUGACUGUGACACACACACCGAAGAGUGAGGACAGAGCCAGGGGCUACAUCACAGCAAUUUGGGCACGGCGGGGAGGUGGGGACAGAUUUCUUUGGUCCUAAGAGAUCAGGGUGCUGCAUUGAAUAAACAUCUUCCCAAAGUUCUGUAGUAAGAUAUAAAGAAACUAGAGCUAUAGCCAAAUAAAUACAGUGCUAAUCAAGGAUAUACUUCUCAACUUUUCCAAAAGUUCCCAAGAAGAAUGUCAGAAAAUCAGUUAUGGCCUAUAUAUCUAGACUCUUCUUUUCCAAAAACUAGUCUAAUAUGGAGGAGAGACAUGAAGGGGGCCCAUGAAAAUGCUACUGUCAUGCCUUGCCUUUGAACAGAGAAACCAAGCUAAUGCAGAGAGGGUCGUCCUAACAAAAAAACACCGACACCCUGGCCUGCCUAUCCUAAUGCUACAAUUAUUGAGCGUCAUCAGAGAAUUAAGUGCCCCAAAUAAACAUGGUUUUCAGAUGACAGAAUUUUACCCUUUCAAAUGCCAAAACUUUCAUUUUAGCAAUAUUGACCAGAUAUAUUUUAAACUAUACAUAUGAAAUGCCUUAAGCUUUUGUUUAGUAUCUUGGAAACGUUCCAAUGAAGUAGUUAGGUAAGACCAUCUCUAAGAUUCCUCUACUUCUGAAAUUUCCACAAGCAUUUAACUAACUGUGAGAUGUUACGGGGAGGACACCUGGACCCGAGAUGUCUGCUUGGACUCUCUGUAUCAACCCUGAAAGUUCCUAGGCUUUGCUAAUUCUGAAUCUGGUGUGAGUUUUUCUGCUGCCGUCCUCACUGUCAGGCUGUAAGAGUACAUUCUUCUUUGCUACCAGCAUAACUUGCCCUUUGUAAUUCGUUCUUUCUUACUGGCCAUCACCUGAAAAAUAAGAUGGCAAGUCUUGUUAUAUUUCUAUGUUAAAUAAGAGUUCAUAGAUGAAGAUCCCUGCUAGGAGUAAAGCACCUGGGUUCUAAUAAAGAUUCCUCACCAGCUCAGAAAUCUUCCCAACUUCUCCAAGAUUUACAGCUGGGUUCUGGAGGCUAAAGUUGCGAGAAGUCUCAUCUUUGAAUACGUGAGGAUUCACUGUGCUAAAUUUGAUUCUGAAAUGGAUAUUGUCAUUCAAUGAUGAUGAAAGCUGGGCUGGACUGCUUUAAAAUCUUUGAAUAUGUGAGCCUUGCCCAGCAGCACAAGCUACAUGAUCUUUUGAAGAAAUACCAAGAUGCAGGAACAAGGUAUUUACCAUCAGAGAAAAAUCCUGCUUUGCAUCCUGAUGUUCUCAGGCUCAGAAGAUUAAUCACUCUCUCUGGUUCUCAUUCCCUGGUUAUACUGCUCUUUACCUCCCUCAAAUACAGACUCUGAUAUAGACAUUUUUGUUCAAUUUUUCUCUUUCUAAGAUUGCAUUUUCUUUUUGAUGUGGUCACUCCACUUCUCUCUUUCUUUGCACUGUAGUUGGUGUCUCUGCUGCUCUUUGGGUCCAAUUUUGAUUAUCUUUAUAUCCAUUCCUCGAGGCAUCUCCCAGUUUCUUCUGGUUGACCUCUCGCUGUUUCUGCCUGCUGUACUUUGAUACUCACUGUCUCCUUCGGGGAUCACUGUCUGAUUAAAACAAAGGCGAGACAAAGGCACAGACACGUUUGGGAUUGCCCAGAAAGCAGAUUAGCCUCACAGCCUACCUUCACUAUUUGUGCUUGUCCUGGAUUGCGCUGGAGAGGGGGUCAGCAGAGGCCUUGCUCCCUAGACACUGGGCAAUACGCUGACAGUCCAGAGUCAUCCACCCUAGGGCACCACCCCUAUCAGAAUGGAUCUGAGAGCUUUCUUCUAGUCACCAGGAGGAAAGACCCACCUUUGUCAUCCCUGCCUACCAUGUUAGGACACACAUGGCUGCUCCAAGGGGUAGGAGAUCCAUAAACAGGAGGGUGGUUCCCGGGACCAGUGACAGCAAUGGCAGAUCGCUUACCCUGCCACAAAAAAUUAAAGGCGCUUUUGUACUGAUAAAUCGGGUCCAUACUUAGAGUAAGUAGCAAUCAAGUGAAAAAAAAGAAAAGAAAAGAAACAAGGGCACAACCUUUUUAAAGAUGAACGAAAAUUUCAUUUUUAGUAACUAGAUACUAAAACACUAUUUUAGUCAACACAAAUUGUUUACCCACAAAAAGUUUUAUAGCAAUGACUGCAUUUACAAGCAAAAUCAAAUACUCUGCUCACCACCACCACCCCGAAACCUGACUCUGUGCCCAGUGAGCAGGGAGGGAGUAGCCUGGACAGCAACAGGCUCUCCCAUUUUGCCACAAUCACAACCCAGUCAUAUUUUGGCAUAUUUACUCAAAGUAUCAUUCAGCGUGUGACGUUAGUAGUGGAAACUCGCCUGUGACUCAGUGGAACUUUUCUGCCAUUUCUAGACUGCGGGGAAAUUUUAGGAUCUAAAAAUUCUGGAAGUUUCUUCCAUAGUUGGCAUUCCCAUGGCUACCUCUGGUGUCACUCAAGAGACCUAUGCUGAAAUCUUCAUUGCUCUGUCAUCUCACCUUGCAUCUAACUAAAGGAGCAUCACAUAAGGGGUAAAUCAGUCAGAAGGUAUUUCCACAGGGCACUGGCCUAAAAGUAAAUGCUUGUUAAAUGACUUUACAUGGUGCCCCUUACUUCCCUAACCCAUUUUAAUCUCUUUCAUUUUUUUACUGUGGUUAGAAAACACAUCAUAUGAAAUUUACCAUCCAAACCAUUUCUAAGCAUACAGUACAGUAAUGUUAACUACAUGCACAUUGCUGUGUAACAGAUUUCUUGAACUUAUCCAUCUUGCAAAAACCAUACCUAUGAAACCACAACUCUGCUUUUCCCUCUCCUCCCAGCUCCUGGCAACUACUAUUCAACUUUCUGUUUCUGUUUGACUACUUUUGAUACCUCAUAUAGGUGGAAUUUGUCUCACAUUUCUCAAGCAAUGUAUAAAAUUUCCUUACGAAAAUGUUUUCUUUAUCUGAAAAAUGGAUAGAGUCCUGAAGGAGAACUACUGGUCUUACUGUGUCACUCACGUAAUUUUAUUUAACGAAUAUUCACUUCUGGUGUAAUAAAAAUGUCAUGAUCGAG